ACAAACAUCGAUCAGUGUGUAGUGUGCGCGGAGUGUCGCAUUGUGGUCAGUGAGCCAAGUGUUUCCCUUCUGCAUUAAGCUGGAUAAGACAGGAAGACCCCACGUCCACGGCCCUCAGCAUGAAGGGGAGCCAGUUCACCCUGAAGGAGACACGAGCUGAGCGUGCUCUGACGAUCCAACUGGCCGGGCCUGCUACGACGGAGCAUAGAAUGUGCGCGGCGUGCUCUGAACCAAUCACCGACAAGUACCUGCUCCAAGUGAACGGUCGCUCGUGGCAUUCGCACUGUUUGCGCUGCUGUGUGUGUCAACUUGCGUUGGACAGAGAUCCCUCAUGCUUUAUCAAGGACGACAGUAUAUACUGCAAGACCGAUUAUGCCAAAAGUUUCGGCGCCAAGUGUUCCAAGUGUUGUCGCGGUAUCUCUGCUAGUGACUGGGUACGCAAGGCGAGGGAUCACGUGUACCACCUGGCGUGCUUCGCUUGUGACUCCUGCAAGAGACAGCUGAGUACGGGUGAGGAGUUCGCCCUGCACGAGGACCGUGUACUCUGCAAGGCGCACUACCUAGAGAUCCUGGACGGGGGCAGCACCUCUUCGGACGAAGGUGGGGAUCCCGAAAACUUCCACAAGAACAAAGCGAAGAGAGUUCGGACAACUUUCACAGAGGAGCAGUUGCAGGUGCUACAGGCAAAUUUCCAGCUGGAUUCGAACCCGGAUGGACAGGACCUGGAGCGCAUCGCGCAGAUUACGGGACUGACUAAGAGGGUCACUCAGGUGUGGUUUCAGAACUCGCGGGCUCGGCAGAAGAAACACCUCCACACAGGCAAGAUGAAGACUCAGAUGCACCACGCCCAAGCCCCACUGUCAAGGGACUCUGACUCGAACACGUUCAGCCGCCACAUCAACUUGCACCUCACAUACUCGUUCCAGUCACAGCAGUCCGGCAAGACUGCCAUCUUCGUUCCCCGCGUCCAAGACACGUCGAUGGAUGAGCUGUCACAAGACUCGAUGGUGCCAACCUGCAUGAGAGGAGAGGUAUGAGACGAGGCCUCCACGUCGGCUGCAGCCUGUGACCAUCCCGAUGUUAGUGAGUGAAUGCAGCUGGUUGUUGAAGGUCAAAGAUGAACAGCGUAAUUCCGCAUGUUCAUUGUAACGGUUUAAAUUAUGUGCUUCUUAAAAUGUUGUGUUGAAUUUCUAUGAACGUUAUAUAAGAAUGUGUGUGUGUGUGUACCAGCGUGCGUGCGUGUAUAUAUGGAAUUCCUGAGUACGGGGUCAUUCAAAAUACCCAUACCAAUUUAUCGAUUAAUUUGUAUAAAAUUAUAUCGCGCAGAACAGAAUGAUUCUUGAUUUCUGUAACGACUAUUUUGAGUCAUGUGGUUAUAAAUAAUGAAAAAUUAUGAAUUGGAUUUAACAUGGAAAUGAGUAGUUGUGAUUUAUUUAAGCAUUUUCCCGGAGGCUAGAAGAAAACAGGAAAAAGAUCAGUCGGAAGGGUCGUUCUUCUGCCAAGAUCGAAACCGGCGACUUUUCGAUUAUGAAGCAAGAUUGCCAACCACUGCACCGCGGAAACAAGACGAAGCAGAACUUGGGAGUGAGAAGCCUUCGCCGUUUAACUUCUUUUCCGGCCAGGAAUCCGGUCCAGAAAUUCAUUUCCACCGAAAGAUUUGAUUCCGGAUCGUGCUGGGUUCACUGGGGUGAACGUGUCGUUAUGGCAACCAGAACUAGCUGUGCACGCCUCGCUGCCGGUGGACUCAUUAACUUUUGUUGGAGACGUGAGUUCCUCUACUUAAACAGCAUCCCCUCGACUGGAGACACACAACUCGAUGGAAGUUCAAAAAUGUUACAGGAUGAACAUACGAAAAGCUCACGAUUUGUACUGACAUAAUGGAGACAAUUUCGGCUUCAAGUAGCUAAGUAGCUGAAGACGACUCUCUACUAGGAUGUUGCGUCUUGAAUAUUGAGGCAGCAAGCGACUCUCAGACACAGAUAAACUACCAGAUUGCACGGCGCCAUAUCCAAGAAGAUAAGUCAUCCUCAUACUCGCCGCCAUGUGAACUUGAAAUAUCAGAAAAUCUAAAAAUGUAUAAAGUGAAGAUUUCGCGGCUACUAAAGUUGAUGAAAGAUUCUUGGGUUACAAGCCGCGUCAGAUGGCUGAAUAGUGAAUAAACCAUAUCUACUGUCAACGUUUCGAGAGAAACCUCUGCCCUCAUCCUCAGGGCAAGCAAGAGUUACAAAUCUGUUAUUGUAAGACAUCAAGGGAAGAGCCCACUUUUGAAACCUAUGCGUAGAUGGACCUGUUAUGUUAAAAUAUAAUAUAUCUUACAGGACUAGGGGAUAUACCAGGGGUUUAUACCUUUUUUAUAAAAUAACUUGUAUUGAUAAACAGUGAUACGAGGACCGGGAGUUAGUAUUACAUACACGACAUCAAAAAACGAGAAUAUUAUUAUGACUAUUAUGUUAUACAUUUAUUGAAAUAAGGAAUGGCAAUAUUUUCAAUGUUAGAAAGAUUUAUAGAUUUUAUAACUAAGGGUCUGGAUAUCCACGUACGUAUUUUAAUUUUCUUAAAUAUUUUAAUAAUUCGAUAUUUCAAUAAUUGUAAAUAAAAUAUGAAUACGAUAGGCACCAUUAUACUACAAUGUGUGAGAUAAUAAGCAUUAGUAUGGGGGACAAUAUAAAUUAUGUAUUGUCUGCAAUAACAACUUUAUUUAAUCUUGUGCCUGUUAAUUGUAACUACACGGUAGUAUGAGAAAUUACAAGAUUGUACGUUGUAAUUAACUUGUCAUAAUAAAUGCGUUUCACUGAAA
Messenger RNA from Zootermopsis nevadensis, 2797 nucleotides. It is a transcript of the gene Awh, whose product is annotated as LIM/homeobox protein arrowhead. Gene Ontology annotation, biological process: regulation of transcription by RNA polymerase II; neuron differentiation. The record is from RefSeq and is a predicted model, not a curated record. Gene Ontology annotation, molecular function: DNA-binding transcription factor activity, RNA polymerase II-specific; RNA polymerase II transcription regulatory region sequence-specific DNA binding. Lineage: Eukaryota; Metazoa; Arthropoda; Insecta; Blattodea; Termopsidae. Gene Ontology annotation, cellular component: nucleus.